This is a messenger RNA of Brettanomyces bruxellensis, 804 nucleotides long. RefSeq lists its product as uncharacterized. Gene Ontology annotation, cellular component: endomembrane system. Lineage: Eukaryota; Fungi; Ascomycota; Pichiomycetes; Pichiales; Pichiaceae. The coding region runs from base 1 to 804 and encodes 267 amino acids. Gene Ontology annotation, molecular function: acyltransferase activity. The transcript has 2 exons. The record is from RefSeq and is a predicted model, not a curated record.
AUGGAAAACGAAAAAGGAUUUCAAAUGAAGUCAGAACUUUGGUAUCAUUUGGGUGAGAACACAUUAAGACGAAGAGAUAAACUCGAAGUCGGCGAUGCUGUUCUUAUAAGUAAUCAUGUAUCUUUAGUUGAUUACAUAUUAUUUUCCUACUUGACCACAAAAUCCUUGAAUAAUGACUUUGGUAAUGAGAAUAUGCUUGCCAAAGACUUAACUUCGAUAUUAUUACCCAAACUAAGCUUUUUUACAUGGUAUCAAAUUUGGAACAUUCCAAGUUUUCAAUUUUUAAGGGAUAUAUCACAAGCAGACGAAAACUGGGAUUUAGAUUCAGAUACAUUAGGAUCUACUUUUAAUAAAUACCUAGAACAAAAGUCUGGCACCCAGUGGUUAGUGACCUUCCCAGAGGUAAAUAUAUACACGGAAAAGAGUUCAAAGUUGGAGCAGAUUAUGGGGGAAAAAUAUUAUCUUCCACAUUUGGAAAAUGUUCUUUAUCCAAGAUAUUCAGGUUUUGCCAAUUGUAUUGGUGGCCUUUAUAAAACGACGUUCAAAGUGCUAUACGAUAUUUCAAUAAUAUACUAUCACAAGGAUCAAUCUGGAAAUAUUGUAUUUCAAGGCCCAUCACUUUUGGCUGCAUUCGGCUUAUGCGAAUCAGACAUCACUGCAGUCAUUUAUAUACGUUCAAAGCUUUUGAAUCGAAUCCCAUUGAGAAGAGAUAGGAUGGAGAAAUGGUUGGAAAGAAGAUGGGUGAAAAAAGACAAACAGAUAAAGAUUAUGAAAGAGCAAGCAUUGAAAAGAAUAGCAAAAUAA